GCAGCGUACUAGGGAAGAACUCCCCCUCCCACGCCUCGUCCCCGUCCAGCCGCUCGCGCACCUCCUCAUACGCCCUAGCGACGUCCGCGCGCGCAACCAGCUUCUCGACAAACACGCCCCCGUCGCGCUUCAGCAGGUAGAGGAUAUCGUCGAGCGGGGCGUCGGCCGGCACGCGCUGCACUUCUGGGCCGUAGGCCUUGCUUGGGAGCGUGUGGAUCGCCAUGGCUGGAUAUCGCUUAAUGUUUUCGUUGGAGUAGGUUGCUGUGACGAUGCCUGGAGAGUCAUGCCUGCGCGUCACGGCGGCGCCUUAUUUAUACCUACCCACCGCCGAAGACGAGGUGGACGGACAUGCAGCCCUGCACGUGGCCAUGCCACUUUCUUCUGUAAGGCUGCGCCCGUUGCCCGCUUGGAGCGAAUCGCCGUCGUGGUUGAGGCGCGCUGCGGCGCGAUGGCGUCGAGGUGGGGUGGAGCGGCUGGGAGUGCUGCUGUUUUGGGCUUAGUGCUCCGUGUGCGCUGCUUAGCUUCGUUGCCGGAUUCGGUAGUGCAUCCAGCUGCAGUGCAGUGUUGGACCGUUGGUUGCCUGUUUGGACUCGGAAUACCGCACCUGUAAAGCUAUAGGGACGUACUUCUGUAACACUCUC
Molecule: messenger RNA, 641 nt
Organism: Aplosporella prunicola CBS 121167
Lineage: Eukaryota; Fungi; Ascomycota; Dothideomycetes; Botryosphaeriales; Aplosporellaceae
Exons: 1
Coding region: 284-610 (108 amino acids)
Source: RefSeq, a predicted model, not a curated record